AUGGCUGCUGUCGCCUCUACAGCAGUGAUGAAUGGAGGCCACGAUUCCGAGAGGGAGCCCAACGCAGACCACAGUCCCUCUCGCUUUACAGCAGUGAAUGGGAGGGAACCACUUGCGCCUGCCCCUGUUUCAAAUGGCACAUCAAACAAUGAAGAACCCCGAGAGGCUUCUGAAAAUUGGGGGAGAAGCGGGCACGACACUCCAUCUCGGCAAGAUGAGCGUCUGCGAGAAGGCGGCAAUGCUGGGAAUGAUCAAGAGGACCGGCGCUCGCAGCGAUCAUCAUCCCAUACUGGCCCGUCAACUGCCAACAGAAACAAGCGGAAGAGAUCGGAGUCCGAUGGGCGACAAGAAACACCCCAGACGUCCUAUCAGGCCUCCAGUCUCCCUAGGAGUCCGGCAUCUCGCCUAGAUGACGGUGUAGACUUACAUCCUCAGCCUACCACAGAUGGUUCCAUGGGACCCCAUGGAGAAAACCAUCACAAGAAUCUCUCUCCUCCGAUUCAAGUCAGACCAGAGAACAACGAGGGAUCUCGGACUCCAUCAGUGAAUGGUCCUUGGCAUGAGUAUGAUUCACAAUUGAUUAGUCAAGCACAACGCGCGCAACAAAUCGAUGCUUCAGAUGCACAGCUGGCAGAGGUGCUUCAGCGCGAAGCCCAGGGCCACGAGACUGCCCAGAAAAACUGGGGAGCUGUCAACCGUCCGGUCGAAGGGCCAAUGCAAAAUGAUCACUCUCCGUCGCUGACGAAUUAUCCCCCAGAGCGACCGCAAGCUACCGUCCAAGUUGCCCCAAAGAGAAAGCGUGUCUUCAGCAAUAGAACCAAGACUGGCUGCAUGACCUGCCGGAAAAGGAAGAAAAAAUGCGACGAGCAGCAUCCUGCCUGCAACAAUUGCAUACGAGGCGGUUUUUUGUGCGAGGGAUAUUCGUCGCGAAGUACCUGGCAAAAACCAUCAAGUGCGAAAACACCAGUUCCAUUGCAAUCGAAGGAGGGAUAUCCGGAGAUUGGCGGACAGUAUUUACAUGAGUUGAGCCAACAGCAUGAUCGGCCGCAAAAUUUGACAGAGCAACUCGAAGCAGGAAAAAUAAGGCCUAUCAUUGUCGACGAUAGUGACCGAGCUGCUUCACAGUACAGCACAAGCCCAACAGGGGUUGGUUCAAGUCGUGGAUCAUGGCCAAAGCGAACUUGGCCGGGCACAGGUCACCCUGGUUACAUCUCAGAACAUAUGCCCAAAUCGGAUUAUCGCGAAGUCCCGCCAAUCCACGAAUUUUCUCGUGAAGGACACCCGAAAGCUGAUUAUCAUGUUGUUCCUUCAAUCAGAGAGUUGUCACAUGGGACCCACCCAAAACCAACAAUGCCACUCCUCCAGGGUGGGAUCGAUCAACGACCAGCCUCCACUAGCAACAUGGACACUAGUAGUCCACAAGCACAGGCGAGGAUGGCUCUCAGUAUCGAACAUCAGUUAUCUGCGCGCACGGUCACGGGUGAGGAAACAGAAAAGGAAAAAAUGAUACGCGGCGAACUCUAUCGACCAUACGAUAUUCAAUUGGUGGAAGAAAGAGACAGAUGUAAAGCUGCUCUGUGGCGAUUCAACAGUUCUUGUAAUCCCAUAUCCGGCCUGAGUGCGAAAGAACAGGGUCGUCUGCUCAAGGAGAUCGUGAUACCACCAAAUACAAUUGUGGGCUCCCAUACAAUUGUGGGCUCCCCUUCAGGUGUUUCAUCUCGUUCGACAGGAUCCAUCGGACAAGGAGCGAUUGUUGAGGCACCUUUCCACUGUCAUUAUGGGUAUAACAUCCACAUUGGUGAAGAUGUUCUGAUCUCAGAGAAUUGCCUGUUUGUUGACGAUUGUGCUAUCAGCAUUGGUGCCCAUACGUGGAUAGGACCUAGAGUCACUAUACUCAGUUCAAUGGCACAUGCGAAUAUGCAGGAACGGAAAGGCUCCCAAAGCCGGUAUCAGGGCCGCCCCGUUACAAUCGAAGAAGACUGCUAUGUUGGCUCCGGCUGCACCAUCUACCCUGGCGUCCGUCUUCGGCGAGGGGCUUAUGUGGCUCCCGGGGAAGUAGUCAAGUCGGACAUUGUAGCCUAUGGGUUUCAAGGCCUCAAACCAAGCUACAUGUAA
Aspergillus wentii DTO 134E9 is the source of this 2115-nucleotide messenger RNA. RefSeq lists its product as uncharacterized. Lineage: Eukaryota; Fungi; Ascomycota; Eurotiomycetes; Eurotiales; Aspergillaceae. The record is from RefSeq and is a predicted model, not a curated record. Gene Ontology annotation, molecular function: acetyltransferase activity; DNA-binding transcription factor activity, RNA polymerase II-specific; zinc ion binding. Gene Ontology annotation, biological process: regulation of DNA-templated transcription. Bases 1 to 2115 code for a protein of 704 amino acids. The transcript has 2 exons.